GGUGCGCACACACGCCGGCGCAUUCUCACUCGCGUCCUCUCAACAUGAAGGCAGUCAUUGUUCUCGCUCUGGUGGCCGUGGCGGCGGCCGACAAGCUGCCCCUGACCAGCCCUCCCGUGGCCAUCUUGAGGAGCAGCCAAGUCAACCCCGACGAGAGCGGCGCCCACAGCUCCGACUUCGAGGCCGAGAACGGCAUCGUGUUCCAGUUCUCGGGCUCUGAGGGCGUCAACGGCGGAGCCAACAUGGUCGGAUCCUUCAGCUACCCCCAGGAGGACGGCUCUCUGGCCGAAGUCAAGUUCGUGGCCGACGAGAACGGCUUCCAGCCCGAGUCGUCCCUCCUGCCCGUGGCCCCCGCCUUCCCCCACCCCAUCCCCCAGUUCGUCCUCGACCAGAUCGAGUUCGCCCGCCUCGAGGACGAGCGCAAGGCUCUCGAGGCUCAAGAGGAGUAAUUUGAAUCCUUGACAUUGGAUAUUGUGAUAAUUUAUAGAGUGAUAUUUCAACUGCGUGUCGAGGAAAUGUGUGCGUAUUUAUUUCAUACAUCUUUAUGAAUAAAUAUAUCAUUUUUA
Penaeus vannamei (Pacific white shrimp) is the source of this 566-nucleotide messenger RNA. RefSeq names its product cuticle protein AMP4. Gene Ontology annotation, cellular component: chitin-based extracellular matrix. NCBI's taxonomy places the organism in Eukaryota, Metazoa, Arthropoda, Malacostraca, Decapoda, Penaeidae. The record is from RefSeq and is a predicted model, not a curated record. Gene Ontology annotation, molecular function: structural constituent of chitin-based larval cuticle.